Vespa crabro (European hornet) is the source of this 6939-nucleotide messenger RNA. RefSeq names its product protein germ cell-less (gene gcl). The coding region runs from base 222 to 1661 and encodes 479 amino acids. The record is from RefSeq and is a predicted model, not a curated record. NCBI's taxonomy places the organism in Eukaryota, Metazoa, Arthropoda, Insecta, Hymenoptera, Vespidae. Gene Ontology annotation, biological process: germ cell development. Gene Ontology annotation, molecular function: protein binding. The transcript is spliced from 8 exons.
UAUUUUAUACGUUUUUGGUCAUGAGUUGUUUUAGGUCUCUGUCAUCUUUUCAUUACGUCUACGUAAAUACACUUUGUUAUAACCAAAGAGACGAUAUUUUUAUAUCUCUUAUUGAAAAUGACAAAACUUCUGACGUUCGUCUUGAAAUUUCAUUAGAAAAUUACUUAUUGUUUAAAAAAAAAAAAAAAAAAAAAAAAAAAAAAAAAAAAAAAAAUUGAAAGAUGGGAAGUUAUAUGAGCAGAAUUGCAUCUAUGUCAAAUACUGCAGUACAUUCUGUUUAUCGAGGCCGUAAACGAAAAUGCAUCGAAGAGGAUGAUUUCGAUUCUGAAUUUGAAUACAUCGAUCGAACACUUCAAACGCCUAAAAAGAGAAAAUUACUAACAACCGCACAAUAUAUAUACAAAACUUUAUUCCAAGAAGAGAAAGGAAGUGAUAUAACUGUGCUCAUGUUAGGAAAAGCAUGGAGAUUACAUAAAGUUUAUAUUAGUCAAAGUCCAUAUUUUGCAAGUAUGUUUUCUGGAUCCUGGAGAGAAACAAAUGAAACUGUAAUUAGCGUUGAAAUUGCUGAUUCCAAUAUCACAUUAGAUUCACUUUUAACAGUACUAGGAUCAUUUUACCAAGACGAAGUCAGUUUAGAGCCAAAGGAUGUCAUUUCAAUUUUAGCUACGGCUACUUUAUUUCAAUUACAAGGAUUGAUCGAUCAAUGCACCAAUAUUAUGAUUGAAACUACAAAUAUUAAAACUGUUGUUCCAUAUUAUAAAGCAGCGGUUUCAUAUGGUAUGCCUGCAGUUAAAGUGGCUGCUAAAAAAUGGAUGGAAGUUAAUUUAUUAGGAUACGGUUGGUUAUAUCCAACACUUUUACAAGACAUUACUCCAGAUUUAAUGGCAGAAUUGAUUGUUAGUCCAGAUUUGGUGGUUAUACAAACAGAAUUUUGUAUAUAUAUGAUGCUACGUCUAUGGCUGUUUGUACAUCUAAAAAAUAGAGAUGAAACAAUUGAGAUAGACUUUAAAAACCAUACAUGGACAGAACCUUUUCUAGCGACAGAGGAAGGCAAAGAAUAUGCAACUCCGUUCAAAGCUCUAAGAAUGAAAUAUCUACUUUUACAUGAUCAAGAUGUUAGAGUUUUAUACAGUGAUGAUUUAAUACCUCCUAGUUGGUUACAUGAUGCAUAUAAAGAACAAUGGUUACAUUUAUUAAGAAUUGAUGCUAGCAAAGAUAAAGGACCUGAACAAAUGAGUGAGAAAGAAUUUUAUCAAGAAUGUUUUCGAUGUGGCCGAUAUGUUGAGAAACCCGGUGAACAUAUCUGGAGAUGGACAGCAUUUCAUUUUGGACUAGAUUUUAUUAUGUGUCUGGAUACUACAAUUUUGCGUAUCAAACGAAAUCAAAGAUUAGAUACAGAUCAUAUUCACGCAAAUCAUAAUAAACAUAAUAUUAUUUUAAAGGUAACAUUAAUUUCAUUGGAUGAACAACGCCAAGUUAAACAUAUUCAAUCUUCCGGAAUGCUUAGGUUAUCGCUACACAAAAAUGAAGAGAAACAGGUGAUGUCUCUGGACAAACAAUUAACGUAUCCUUUGUACAUGUCUGUUAAUAUGCAAGUAGUAACACCAUUUUUAUUUAAUGAGGAAGAGAAAUUAAACGAUGUCAUGCUUGUGGAUACCUAGCAGUUUAAAGAGAUAAACAGAAUACAUGAGAAAAUGGGAAUUGAAAGGUGCUUUCAAUAAUGCUGAUUAUAAAAUCACGAUUUUGUAAGUUUGCGAGUUUGAGAUUGAAUUAUUUGAAUUUCAUUUUCAAUAAGAUUUUUCUAAUCUUCUAAUCAUCUAAUUAUAAUUGUCGAAAAUUGCGUGCUUUUUAGAUAUUAUAAAUCUAGUAUUAUGAUAUUUUUCUGGUCGGACCAAAAUACUGUGUAAAUUUUAACUUGCAUUUAUACAUCGAAAUUAUAGCGUAGAUAUAUCAUUUAAAGUUACUUAAAUACUUACCUUUAAUUAUAAAAUUUACUUAAGUAUUAGUUGAUCAAGAAAAAUCGCAUAUUAAUAUUCGCGCAGAAAAUAAUAUAUUUGUUUUUUUAAAAUGAAGUCAAAUAUAAUUUAUCAGAAGUUAUUUGCUUUUUUGUAAAAUGCAAAUAACUAUCUUUACAAAUGCACAAUUUACUCGAUUAUUCGUUGAGAUAAAGACUUCAUUAUAUAUUCAACAGCUAUUAAUCAUAUACAGGAAAUAUAAAAAUUACAUGUUGCCAUUUUAUCAGAUAAUUUUUUAAUUCAUAAUCAGUAUAAAAUCACUCUUGAAUAUGGUCAUGCAAAGUUAAUUUUAAUCUUGAUAAUUAAAGUCUCAUUUCUUUUACUAUUCCAAACUAUUUUAUUUGUCUAACAUCAAUAUCAAAUUUACGAUUGUUUAAGAAUUUUCAUUGCCACUGAUGAACUGAAAAAUUAUCUGAUAAUGUAGUGAGAAAAUUUUUACAUGUCCUGUAUUUAUAAAUUUAUCUAUGAAAUAAUUCUAAUACAUUGAUAAUACAUUGCUAAAAUGCAUUAUACAUUAAUAUUGUAUUAAUGCAGUACCAAGAAAUACAUAUAAAACGUUUGACAUUUCGUUACAUUAUUUUACAUAAUUUUAUUUAUUAAUAGCUAGGAUAUAAAGAAAUUUAUUAUUUUAGUAAUAGAAAUGCUUUCUAGUUCAUUUAGUUUUUAGAACAUACUUUAUAAAUCUGUUAAAAUGGAAAGAUCUUUUUAAGUUCUAUUGGAUAUUUAUCUACAUAAGAGCGAAAUACAUAAAAAUAUAUGUUUGCAAUAUUCAAAUAUUAAUAUCAAUUAUACUUGUCCAAGCUUUGCAGAUUAUAUCAAUUUGGGCAGAAGCAAUGUAUCUAUAGUUAUAUCUAAACAUUUCUAACUAACUAUGUCAUUAUACUAUUUCAUAAAGCUUUAAUAUGUAGGAUUUCAUAUGCUUCUUAACUGCUAUAGAUAAAGUUUAAUAUUUAUUUAACUUUACAUAUUAAUAUAUUUAUGACACAAACUAUUCUUAAAUGAAAUGUCAAGUUACAAAAGAACAUCUUAUUCAGCAUAAUUCAUAAUAGAUAAAAGAUUUGUAUUUGUAAAAGUUUUAUGAUAUAUUUUUAUUAUUAAAAACAACUGUAAAUAUAAAUUGUGUUAAUGCAGACUUGGGUUUUAUAACAUUUAUAUACAAAAAAAAAAAAAACAUAAUUAUUUAAGUUUCUAAGGAUAUAAGCGAUUUGAUUUACAGGUAAUAGUAAAACAAAAGACAUUUGUAUAACAAUACUAUAUAGAAACAUUUGAUUUCAUGUAUUAUAUUUUUCAUAAAAUAUUUAUAUAAAAUUUCAUUUCUAGGAAAACUUUAAUAUAACAGAUAUAAAAUGUACAUAUAAUCUAUAACUAUCAUAUAUAUAUAUACAUAUGCAUAUAUGUAUAUGUAUGUUAUUUUUAUAUUUUUCUCACUUUUAUAUAUCUUUCUAAAACAAAUUAAACGAAAGUUUUGUUCACAAGUGAUUUAUAUAUAAAUGUGAAAGAAUAUUUUAAUUAACAAAAAGGACUCCCAUUUCCAAAACAAUAUAAAUAUAUCUACAUGAAACAGUAAAUGUUUAUAAUGGGAUUUUUGGAAGAAAAAUAAUAUAAUUUGAUAUUCUUUUCCGUAACCAUUUAACACUUUAUUGGCAGAAUACUCUCUGUACAUUGUGUAUUUUGUGUACAAUAGAAUAUAUAAUUUGACAAUAAAUGUUACAAACAAAUUUAAAAAGUUUGACGUAGACAUUCUCUUGAUACGUUUGUAGGGGACAACCGGUAUUAUAACUAGAAUUCUUAAUGAAGCGUCAAUUUGCGAUCAUUAUUAUGUAUAAGAAUUUUACGCAUGUCAUCAAAAUGUGUCAUUCUUCAAUUCGAUAUGCAUGAGGUGGGGCAGUGUCAUGAUUUGGAAAUGUGUGUUAUUGCAAUUUGAUCCACCACGAUUAUGUAAGAUGAUAUGUAUUGAAAUGCGCGAUUGUAUGAUUUAAGAUCGGAUGAAUUUGAAAUGACAAAUCAGAUUAAUCUGUGUUUCCAUUAUUAUACUCAUUCGAGUAACUAGAAAAGCAUAUUUUUCUUGUUGUUAUCCCUCGAGGAUUUUCUUCUUUUACAAGAAAUUCAAAUCGUGGACACAUUUUUUGAAAUUAUUUCAAACUUUUCUAUAUUGCAUUCGUAAACAUACUUUAAAUUUAUAUUUAAGAAUAUAAUUUUAAGCGUAAUUGAAUAAACGCAUAAGAGUCACAUGACAUGUAUCGGCAGAAAUAACAGUAUUUAGAACACUAGAGGUGUUAAUUAAUUUUAAUUAUUAUUUUUAAUUCUUAAUCGAAUUCGUCCGUCGGAAUUAAUUUAGAAAUUCGAGAUCCAAUUCGCGCAUUUUGAAUCACGUUCAGGAUCAUCAGUCAUUAUAGAUUAAAGGCGCUUGAUCGUUAGAGAUCGAACACGAAAAUUUGCGGUGUUUAAAAUAUUUUUUUUUUUUUUACAAGCAACACCAAAGGAAUCAUAGAACGAAGGAAACAUUGCAAAAGAAUAAUCAUUGUUUAGAUACAUAUUCUAUAAAUUUUUAACAUUUAACAUAGGACGUUAAGAUUCUUCGAACAGAAAGAAGAACACACACGCGUCGUAUUUCUCUCUUAUUAUUAUUAUUAUUAUUAUUAUUAUUAUUAUUAUUAUUAUUAUUAUUAUUAUUAUUAUUAAUUAUAAUCCUGAUGUGUCAGAAAGAAGAGAAACUGAUGCGAAACGAUUUCGAGUCGAAGAGGCAGAGAUUUAAUACCGCGUCUUUCAACGAUUUGAAAAUUGUCUCUAACUUGGAUCUGUAUCAAAAGAAUGUGAGUCAACACUUUCAUAAUAAUAGGGCCUUAAGCUUCGUGCUUCCGAGUGCGUAUACGGAAUUCGCGUAUUCAUUUCUUUUUUGUUUUUCUUUUUUCUUUUUUUUCUGUUUUCUUUUUUUUUUCUUUCUUUUUUUUUUUUAAUUCAAUUUCGCCGUCAUUUUACAACGACUUAUUUAUUUGAAAAUGCCACGUCCCUAUCCACCCCCAUCACCUUCCUCCCUCUAACUUCUUCCCUCCGUUCUCUAUCCUCUCUCAAAAGCCACAGGAAACUUCUAUCUUUUUUUCGCUAUUGUUCCUUUUUCCUUGUUCUAUUGCUACCGUCGGUUGCUCUGUGUUCGUCGUAAUGUAUUUUUUUUUUCUUUUUUGUUGUUUUCUUCAUCCUUUUUUUUCUUUCUUUGCUUACAAUUAGUAGUAUCGUUAUUUUAAUUGCAUUAAUAGUAACAGUAGCGAUAGUAGCGGUAUUACUGGUAAUAGUAGUUAGUAGUAGUAGUAGUAGUAGUAGUAGUAGUAGUAAUAGUAGUGUGGUAAAUGUAGUGGCGACUGUUAACACUUGAGCAAUUACGAUGGCGGUGGUGACGUUGUUAGAGAUCCUUGUAAGAUUCAAUGGUAUUAGGACCGCGUUGUUAUGUGUAUGUGUGUGAGACGCGUUUGUUUAUUUAUUUAUUUUUUAAUUCUCUUUGUUUACUUAAGCGUUUCUAUUUCAUCUACUUAUCGAUCCUCGAUCAAACACACUACCUGGCUGAUUCGUUACGAACGUUUAAUCUUUCUCGACCGAGAGAGCUCCUUUUAAAUCUCCACCGUUGAUUUUAAUUUUAAUUUUAAUUUUAAUUUUAAUUUUAACUCUUUCUUUUUUCUUUUUUUUUUUUUGUUUUUCUUUUUCUUUUUCUUUUUCUUAAUUUUUUUAUUUCAUCUACGUCGAACGCCCUCGAAGGAAUAGCACGUAAAAUCGAUGAGCUAUCAUCGAUUUCAGCAUUACUUACUGAUCGUUCAUUCAAAUAUACAUACUUACUACAUAUAUUCUCUUUGUACAUACAUCAACUUACACGCACCCACACAUACAUAUACACACGCAACACGCGAGACAAUCUUCGUAAUACAAUAAAAUAUAUACAUACGUGUACGUACAUAUAAGUAUAUAUCUAGUAUUUCUUGAUCGGUCACGGUGCGUUUCCCAUUUCACUACGAAUUAUUGAGAAUUUUCAUUUAUACUAAUGUAUAUUUAUUGCAAAAAUCGGCAAAACACGUGGAUCGUGUUCGUGAUUGGCGAUAUUUCUUAAGUUAAAGGUAAUAGUAAUAGGAGAGGCCUGAGGGAUUCCAAGAAAACGGAUAAAAAUUUAGUUCCUUCCUUGACAUAUUACAAUUAUUAUGUAUUAGAAUAUAUUUUCGUUAAUAACGUUUAAACUUUUGUUCGAUUGAAAAAUUCUUAAAUGAUCGUAAACAAAGGAUUUCGCACUAUCACGAACGCAAUCGCAUGUAGUGUCACUCGUCUAAAAAUAAGCCAUAAUCUCUUUUCUUUGCGUGCAAUUCCAUUUAACGUCUUCCUGUAAUAGCGAUACAUCGGCAGACCAUAAGUCUCGUGUAUUCAACGUUUUAUCGGUCUAAUAUGCGCGUGUUCGUUCGUAGCGUAAUUCUUGACACUAUUAUUUACUUCCUAUAUGUCUAAAACGUUUUAUCUUUUAUUCUUCUCUCUCUCUCUCUCUCUCUCUCUCUCUCUCUCUCUCUCUCUCUCUUUCUCUUUCUCUCUAUCUAUUGCAUUAAUCAUUACAUACGUCCCAUUCACGUUUCAAGAAUAUUUCUAUCGCUUCGAAUUCGCGCGUCUCUGGCAGUUUUUUUUUUUUAAAUCAUUCUCUCUUUUUUUCUUGUAUACUACUACUGAUUAUAAUUUGACUACUUUUGACGCGGCCCCGGUCGUAGAGCACGGAACAAUGGUGUACAUACCUAUCGCGCACACUCCAAACAUUUUCAUCCAAAAAUAGGUAGAAGCAGCAGCAGUAUUUGGAUCGUCGUCGACUCGUCGAUAAUCGUUUACCUCUGCUUUUUUUUACAUUUCUUUCUUUUUUUUUCUUCUUUUUCUUUUCUUUCCUUUUUUUUUUUUUUUUUUUUUUAAA